AUGCAAUUCCGUGAUUUCAGCAGAGGCCUUGUGGAAAUCUUCCCGCCAAAAAUGACCGGAUCCAUGAUGCAUCGUCUUGUCUUCGCUCUGGGCCUCCUCCUGGGGUCAGUGGAUUCAGGAGGAGGAUGCACGAACGCCAAGGAAUUCUGUGGGCAGUACAACAGGAAGCCCGGAGGGCCGACUUGCCCAACGUCGCAUCGGCAAUGUGGGUCGUGCCUCGACGGUUACACUGAGGAGGAGUGGACGGGAGGGAGGGUGGCGGAGGUGUGCCGGCCGACCGGAUCGUCCGACCGAACCCAAGACGACCUCGCCCCGGGAGAGACAUCGCAGGGAACGGAGCUUACAGUCAUCGUCGCCUCGAUCGUCGUCGGAGUCUGCUGCGUUCUCAUUCUCGUCGGAGUCUGGCUCGGAAUGGAGGCUCUCGAGAACCGAAAAGGAAGUGAAAUUGCUCAGGAGGAGACGCCGCUCGUAGUACACGGAUUCAUUUCCGGAGAGCCAGAGAGACUUCUCAAAGCACAACCAGAGAAUUGGGAAGAAUAUCAGAGCAAUCCUUGUUCGGCAUACAAGUAUGCAGCACUGUCAAUAUGGCCUGUCAUCCUCUCCUUCCCCCUCCAUCCGCUCACCGCCAGCUCCUUCUCCCUCGACUCCGACGUCUUCUCCUCCACCACCAGGAUCAGCCGAAAGGGAACGGGAAUCUGGGAGGCAGUGGAGAUCGACUACGUCCGAGAGGCACAUCCAGGAGACGGAAUCCAUCUGGGGUCAGUGGAUCCAGGGGGAGGAUGCACGAACGCCAAGGAAUUCUGCAACAUGUUCAACAGGAAAUCCGGUGGAUCAUCUUGCCUAGCGUCGCAUCGGCAAUGCGGAUCGUGCCUGGACGGAUACACAUCGGAGGAGUGGUCUGGAGGGAGGGAGGCGGACGUGUGUCGGCCGACCGGAUCGUCCGAGUCCGACCGGGAUCCCGACCGUCUCAACGACCUUGCCUCGGGAGAGACAUCGCAAAGCCAAGGAGAAGGGAAGAUCGAGAGCAUCGUCGUCCCGAUCGUCGUCGUCGUCUGCUGCGUUCUCAUCUCCAUCGGAGUCUGGCUAGGGUACAAGAAAAGGAGAAAGAAGCCAGAGGGGACAGACGCGGAAAGACAAGGAGAAUCGGAGGGAGACGCGAACAUCCUCGAUUCCCGGUGGUCCGCCUCUUCGUUCCAAUUCGAUGAAACGCCCCUGCCUGCCCCCGCCCACAACAGAUCACAACAGCUCGAUGAAGGAAUGGAGGCUCUUGAGAACCGAGAAGGAAGUGAAAUUGCUCAGGAGGAGACGCCGUCCGUAUUACAUGUAUUCAUUUUCCAAGAGGCCGAGAGACUUCUCAAGGCACAACCAGAGGAUUGGGAAGAGUACCAAAACAAUCCUCGUUCGGCAUACAAUUACGUGUUACGGUCCGACACUCUUUCCUCCAUCCUCCAACCGGUCAUCGCCAGCUCCCUCGCCCUCGACUCCGACGUCCUCUCCUCCACCACCAAGAUCAGCCGGAAGGGAACGGGAAUCUGGGAGGCAGUGGAGAUCGACCACGUCCGAGAGGCACUUCCAAGAGACGCGAACCUGGUUCUUCUUUGGGGGUCAAUCCAUCAGGCGGUGCGACUGCACCGGGGCCCACAGGCCAGAGGAGCCCAGACGCCGAGCUAUGAAGAAGGGGGAGAGGCAUGGGAGGGGAGGAGGAGGCUUUGCUGGGAGCCCCUUGGUAUCGAGACGAAGUGA
Molecule: messenger RNA, 1743 nt
Organism: Darwinula stevensoni
Lineage: Eukaryota; Metazoa; Arthropoda; Ostracoda; Podocopida; Darwinulidae
Source: the annotation of a GenBank genome assembly